CCCACCGAAAGCGAACCCUCCCCCGCAAACCCCAACCCCAACACGACGUCGUCCUCCUCCCACCCUCCCUCCCUUCCUUCCGUCGUCCUACCUCUCCGCGUCUCCGCCCCCUCGCACGACCCUUAUCCAGGCUGAGAUUGAUAAUAGUUUGUCCUCUAGCUGAUUGGGCUGCUCUGAACGGGUUUAAUUUCUCCUUGUGUUGAGGAGUCAGGACAUAAAGGCUGUGUUCUUGUCUAGCAGUUCUAUGCUAUCUUUACAUUCUAUUUGGUCGUUGCACUUAGAUGGAUGUUCCCUCAGUGGAACUACAUUCUGAUAGCCUACCAGACACUUACCCAUUGUUGAUGGAGAGGGCAGAGAACGGUAGCAGAAGUGAGCAUAUUAUUAACAUAAGGAGCAGUGAUGCUUCUUCAUCUAGUUCGCAUCAGGAUAGGUCUUCUAAUGGCUUGGAUACAUUGCAAGAUCCAGACAGACAUGCGACUACGUCAAGAGCACCAACUUCUCAAACAUCAAUCCCUUCUAGCAAUAAUAAUUCAAACACUAGAAGUUCCUCGUUGGGAAGGAGAGGUGAUGCCCGUCGCCGCCGGAGUCCACUGAAUUCAGGGAUGUGGAUAUCUAUCGAACUAGGUCUCACAGUGAGCCAGAUUGUUGCAUCUAUUGUUGUUUUGUCCGUGUCCAAGAAUGAGCAUCCACGUGCUCCCCUGUUCUUGUGGAUUGUGGGUUAUGCAGCUGGAUGUGUGGCGACGUUGCCUCUUCUGUAUUGGCGUUAUCGCAAUCGUAAUCAGGUCUCAGAGCAAGAGUCAAAUCAACCCCGCCAAGGUCCAGCUCAGAUAAGCGUGCCUGCAGGGCCGUUUUCUCUUUCAGUAACAAGAACAACAGAUGCAGAUGACCGCCAUACUACGAUUGCGUCCCCUAGGAGUGGUCAAAGAGCAGGAGUACUGAAUGCGAGAGUGAAGGCACUAAUGGAAUACUUCAAAAUGGGCUUGGACUGCUUCUUUGCAGUUUGGUUUGUGGUGGGGAAUGUGUGGAUCUUUGGAGGCCACUCAUCUGCUAACGAGGCUCCCAAUAUGUAUAGACUAUGUAUAGUGUUUCUUACCUUUAGCUGCAUCGGAUAUGCAAUGCCCUUCAUUCUAUGUGCAACAAUUUGCUGCUGCCUACCCUGUAUAAUUUCAAUCCUUGGAUUUAGAGAAGAUUUGUCGAGGACAAGAGGAGCCACAGAUGAAGCAAUUCAUGCACUGCCAACCUACAAGUUUAAGUUAAAGAAGAGCAGAAAUAGCAGUGAUACAGAAAACUCAGGUGAAGGAGUAAUAGCUGCUGGAACAGAGAGGGAGCGUACGAUUUCUGGGGAUGAUGCUGUCUGUUGCAUAUGCUUGGCAAAAUAUGCAAACAACGACGAGCUGAGGGAGCUUCCAUGUAGCCAUUUCUUCCACAAGGAGUGCGUGGAUAAGUGGCUCAAGAUCAACGCAUUGUGUCCUCUAUGCAAGAGUGAGGUCGGGAUACUCACAACAGUGUCGGAAACUGGUGCUGGUGCCGCCUAGCAAAGGGCUUCACCAGGAUGACGCGCCCCCUUGGCACGCUGCCCUUUGCGGGAUAGCUAUAACUGCAGCUGUGAACCACAGGAUCUUUCAUGAUGAUUGAUGAUUGUAAUGGUUCGAAAUCUACCUCUUUCUUGGUUUCCUCGUGACUGGGGGGCGACCGGGAAGAGGUGGCAGCUGUAGCUUUGUGGAUGCAGCCACGACGGUUGUUGCGUAUGUGAUAUAGAAAGACAAUGGGAUGAUUUUAGAAACACUGUAAUGUGCCUCUUAUGAGAAUGGUACUUGGUAGUGACUGUCACUUUGGAUGAUAUGUAUCGUUUACAGACAUGGGUUGCUAGAUCAGGACCUGUAAAUCACGGCAAUGGAAGGAUCUUAACAA
Syzygium oleosum is the source of this 1911-nucleotide messenger RNA. RefSeq names its product E3 ubiquitin-protein ligase At1g63170. Gene Ontology annotation, molecular function: zinc ion binding. The coding region runs from base 282 to 1535 and encodes 417 amino acids. Lineage: Eukaryota; Viridiplantae; Streptophyta; Magnoliopsida; Myrtales; Myrtaceae. The record is from RefSeq and is a predicted model, not a curated record. The transcript has 5 exons.